AUGGUUGAUGCGAUCGCAGACGACUUUAAACAGCUUGUUGAAGACUUAGAGGCAGCUGCUAAACUUCCAAAAAGAGGCAAGGCCUACAAAACCAUUUGCCAAAUCUCUAACUGCGAAAAGAAAGUGUCAAGCUGGAAAUUUAACGAAUGGGAUUACGGCAAGAACAACAUACGCUUACCAGUAAAUGCGCGUGGCUUGUUCAUCUUGGAGCACUCUCAAAAGCCGAGGAUUGUUGUUCGUGGGUACGAUAAAUUCUUCAAUAUCGAUGAGGUAGCGUCCACCUCAUGGAGCUGGCUGACUUCUAACACAGUAGGUCCCUACGAGGUCACUGUUAAAGAAAAUGGGUGUAUUAUCUUUAUUUCGAGUUUGGAGGAUGGAACUUUGGUCGUGUGCUCAAAACAUUCAACUGGAUCUAGGGACGAUACCGAUCGAAACCAUUCGGUUGCAGGCGAAAAGUUUUUGAUGAAGCAGCUUCAAGCCAGUGGAAUCGAUCCCAAGACCCUAGGUUUGGAGCUUUACCAUAUGAACGCUACGGCUGUGGCAGAAUAUUGUGACGAUAGCUUCGAAGAGCACAUUCUCGAGUACACCAAAGACGCAGCAGGACUUUACAUCCACGGUAUUAAUCAAAAUGAGCGUAUCUUCAAAACCAUGCCAAUGCACGAGGUGAACAAUUUUGCUGAGAGGUACGGCUUCAAGAAAAUCGAACAUUUUACUCAUUCGGAUAUUACAAGCCUUCGCAAGUUCUUGGAGGAAUGCGCAAAUGUGGGGACAUUUAGAGACAAGGAAAUUGAAGGAUUCGUGAUAAGAUGCAAAAAGGUCGAUGGUAAAACCUUCUUUUUUAAGUUCAAGUUCGAAGAACCUUACCUAAUGUACCGCCAAUGGAGAGAAGCAACGAAGAAAUACAUCGCGACCAAGUCCCGAGUGUUUAGCUUCAGGAAGCAUAGGUUUAUUACAAACAAAUAUUUGGACUUUGUCAUUCCUCUACUGGACGCAGACCCCAAGCUUUGUGACGACUACAUGAAAGACUUCGGGAUAAUAAAACUGCGCAAGAUGUUCCUACUCGAUUUUGGAUUGACUGGAGUGGAAAUUCUGAACAGCGAGAAAAUCAAAAAUUUGGAAGCCCAGAACGCCAUUGAUUAUCAAGUAGUUGACGAGAACACCAAGUUUCUCUUCAUUCCAAUAGCUACCAUCGGUUGUGGUAAGACAACAACAGCGCUGACUUUGACUUACCUUUAUCCAGAGUCGUGGGGUCAUGUACAGAACGACGACAUUACCGGGAGAGACAAGUCAUUAUUGAUGAAAAAAUCACUGGAGCUUCUUGGCCAAGAACAUGUGAAGGCGGUCAUUGUGGAUAGAAAUAAUCAUCAGUUUAGAGAGCGGAAGCAGCUAUUUGAAUGGUUCGCGGAUUUGAAGGAAAAAUACAUGCCUUAUGACUGCAACGUCAAAAUUAUUGCUUUGUCCUUCCUUCCCUACGAGGAUAUAGAAGAAACGUCGAAGCUCACAAUCAGGAGAGUUCUAGCACGGGGAGACCGGCACCAAAGCAUCAAGGUGAAGACAGAUGGAGAAAAAAAGGUUUUGGGCAUAAUGAAGGGCUUUUUGAACAGAUACCAACCGGUGAUCGUAGACCAGGAGCCUGAUAGCAUGUUUGAUCGUGUAAUAACUUUGAAUGUGCGAGAGAAAAACUCCUCUUUGGCCAAUGUGCAAGAGAUUCUUCGUGUAUUACACGAUCACUAUCCAAUUCUGGUUCCUGAGAUACCAUUGGUAGAAAAGAUACGUUCCGCGUUCGAAAAGAGCCUCCUUUACGAACCUAAAAUCACCAAGGUAGUAGGAGGAGGGAAGAAGCACAACAAGGAAAGUCUCAAACUCAAACCCGUAUACUUCUCCGCCGAAAUUCCUGACUCUAAGGUAUUUUUGAAGUACAUCCGUGGUCUGUGCCUCGAACAAAAGGGAUCUCUUGAUAUCUCAGCGGUUCUUGAGGGUUUGCAGGAUAACACUGCGCUUCGAAAAAUGCAUAUUACACUGAGCCAUGUUGGCAGUGGCAAAAAGGGCAGCAAAAAACAGCGAGAUAUGUGGUGCGAAUUUAACAAGCGAUACUCUGACACCUUGAUCAAGUUGGGGGCAUCAACGGCGCAACAGACUGCUAGAAUACAAACCAACGAUAAAGUCCUAUUUCGAAUUAUAAAAUUGUUGUGGGACGAGAACAUCAUCACAGCGUUGGCUGAAGUUGCAGACGAAUGUAUAACAGAUGGCGAAUCGGGUGAGAUUGUUCGUCACCUAGGAUGUGCAAACGAUUACGCACACAUAACGCUCGCACUUUUACAACCAGGCGUGAAACCAUUUUAUUCCAACGUUCUGUGCCAAGCGAUGAGCGAAAACCAUGGCUUCCAAGAAGGACAUUUCGCGGACGGAACAAAUUGCUUAGAACUGGGAAACACCGCCAGUAUGGACGCCCACCUCUGCAUAAAUUUAUAA
Molecule: messenger RNA, 2472 nt
Organism: Lachancea meyersii CBS 8951
Lineage: Eukaryota; Fungi; Ascomycota; Saccharomycetes; Saccharomycetales; Saccharomycetaceae
Source: the annotation of a GenBank genome assembly